AUGCACCGAACAAAAAGGACGAGGACAGAAAAGAAAGACGUGGACAAUGCAACUUGCUCACAUGCUGACCCUGCCACGCUAGCUGAGACUUCGAACCCAACACCUUUGAAGCAGAAAAGUGAAGUUGAAGCUAAUGUUACACAGUAUGCUUUGUGGACGUCGGAAUACAGCCCGGCGCACAACCAGUCCGCAGAAGAAGUUGUUGACUUGGAUCAGCUGGCGCAAGCUCGGAUCGGAUGUGACAUCACCAAAGUGCCCGGCGACGGAUGGUGCUUCUUUCAUGCCGUCAGUCGGCACUGCAGCAAUUGGAACACGUGGUCGAUAACGCACGCCGCAGAAUUAUACCUGCAGGCGUUGGAGUGGUUGUGCAAUCAGAAAUAUGGUCCGAGGGCAGAAGACGUUCAGCUUGCCUGCGUGCCCUUCGAUGAUCGAGAACUAGAGUUGCAUAAGCAGUAUCUUCUGCGCGCGUACAAAUCCAACCCGAGCUUAGCAGAGCUCACGGACUCAGAGAUUGUGCUUGUGAGCAAGCUAGUUGCGGUGCUACAGAAACCGCGUGCCUUGGACUCCAUCCACCAUGGGUCUUUCGUCGAACUAUGGGCGCUCGCAGAGACAUUCGAUUUUCACUGCCUGAUUUGGAGUCAGGACGUGGACCACAACCUGUGGGUGCGAGACCAAGCAAUUGUUAGUGACCAAGAAGCCCAUGCAAGACUACAAGAACAUCCACAAGUGUUAGAACUUCUGCACCGCCAACUCGGCGUCGCCGGCCAUUACGACAUAGUGGACAGAUCUGCGUCGCUGCGGCCGCCGUUUCCGGACACCACCUGGACACUGGAGUGGAAACGCGCCGGAGCUGACGCCGUCUUGCAGCGGGCAGCGGACACUCUAGAGACGCCUGUGCCACCCUUACCGCCGCCGUGCGAGCCGCCGCAAAGUUCGCCGCAAGAGCAUCGCUCACGCAAAGGAAGCACGGCGGGGCUCGACGGUGAGAUCGACAAACCGACCACAGACGGCGUGUGCCAGGGCUCUUCCAGACCAGCGCGACGUCGCCGGACAGGCGUGCGCAUCGCGCAGCGUUCCCAGCCAAGUUGCGCGGAACAUAGCUCCUGCAAGCGCGAGACGUCUGUGCGCUGUGACGGAGCCAUCGAACAAGAAGACCAUGUGGCCUCGCAUCCACCGACAGCAACCGCAGCCACCGAUGCACAGCAACACACAGAUCCAAGAUCCACCGUGCAGAGGGGGGCAGACGACGUCUGGCCACAGUCCAACGCAGUGGAAGAAUCCGAAGGAACGGCCACGGACGUGGACUUGGACAGUGUGCUGUCGUGGGAUUCCGAAUCUAGUGGAAGGUCCAAUGACGCAGACCUACCAGCGGUCGUCGAACCACAUAAAAGCUGGGUGACGAUAGAGGACCGCGCAAUAGACAGCGCCAAGCACUUGGCGACGCACUUCCGGUUACGCCCUUUAUUGCCAUGCGUGUUGAGUGACAAAGACUUGCAAAAAUUAGGUUCAAACUCUGGAUUAGUGUAUCCCGCAGUGCAUUGUGCGUUCGACGGUUGUCAGUGGGCUUCUGAUGUGCAACCAUGUCAUCCCCACUGGUCAAAAGAAAAAGUCUGGCGCAUAGAAGGCACGACUUGGUCACACUCAGCCAGAGCCUGCUGCGGCAAUGCUGCCACGUGCUUGUGGGCGCACCUGAAAGAAAACCAUCACGCAGUCUUCGAGGAGGCAGCGCAUCGCGCAGCCGGAGGCUCGGCCGAGCUCGCAAUUCCCAGCCAAUACGUGAAUGCCUUGUUGCAGAAAGAAGAUCAACAAGUGCCACAGGUCGGUUGGAGUGUGGAUCGUCGAACCCUGCGACGACUGCAGAAAGAAUUGCAGGAGACGUCGUGCGAAGCCUUGAUAUGUGCAUGCUGUGCUCGCAUCCAUGCCGGGGGUGCUGCUGGGGACAUUGCCUAUUUGUCCGCAGCGGAGUUGUUUGGUUCCCUUUCUCUAGAAAGCUUCACCUGCAACUGGAAUUUGGAUACAUACAUGAAGCAGUACGCCACCAGUGCUUGCGUCCGCGACCGCUUUGACGCACAUGAAUGGUCGCGCCUUUUGCCUGCCUCUCUAUACAAUGGCCAAAAGAUUGUGUGUUGCCCAGAAGACUUGCGCUGCACAGCUUGUGAUGUAGGCAAUGGGCAGCUUUGCGAAACAUGUGAGCUUCCUAUCUGCCACCAAUGCCUGGUGCAGAUGUUCGACAAACAUGUUCUUGCAGUUCCACAAGCUCUAGCCAAUGACAACUGGUACGGCUACCCCACAGAGUUGUUAUACAAACACAAAGUGCGGUGGAUAGAAGCAGCCGCCGCUAGCCCAGUGUGGACGUCCGUCGUCACGUAUUAUGUAGAAGCAGACAGAGGGCACCUGGUGGAAGAAACCCUCCACCGCGCGGAGCAUCGUUCUGCCGUUCGAGGUAAUGUUUCCUCAUUUAGCUUACCUUGGGAAGAAGUCUUGCAAGCGUUCGCUCCACAAGCAAACACUAGCAUGCCGUGGACAAACUUGCCGCAGAAGCCCAAAGUUCUGCAAGCCCUGGUUAAGAUUACUGUGAAAGGCAUGCGUCGCAAUGAGGCGAUAGAGUGGGUGGCCGGCGCACGGAUCCGACCAUGGGUGGUCGUUGCAUUGUUGCAACAUUUGAUCGACUUGCAGCAUCCAAUGUGUGACAAUCACAUCUCCCCGGAGAAAGCAAAAGAAGAAGUGAAACAACGGGUCACAAAUAUAUAUGGCACGGAAGAGACAAUGCCGCUCGGGGAAGGCAUUCUCGAAGACGUGCCUGUGGCCGCGCCACUCUCGUCGGCGCAAUCCACCCACAAAGCGCGACCCACCAAGUCUUCGCGCUCGCGUCCGGCAGCGCCAAAGCAAAGCCCACCAGCAAGUGCACGGCACAGUGGCCAAGCUUCAAAGCCCGUUGCAGAGGUAUGUCCCGACGCAAAGCUGUCAAAGGUAGCCGUAGACACUGCAAGUGGCGACCAUAGCAUCGUCACGACCGACGACCAUAGCCUGAUCAUGGGUACGCGGCUACUGCCUAGCGAGCUUUCUCGUGAUCCUAGUCAGAGCCAGCAUGCACUUGCACGCACCACAGUCUCCACCACACCAACCGAGCUCUCAGUUGUGGCCUCCGACAACGCCCAGAGCGCGCAUCGAUUGUUGUCGCAGCCGACGACAACCCCUGCAUUGCCGUCGCCGAGAAGCAUGCGACGCCAGAAACGGCGGCGUCCGCAGCACUGGAUGGCCAAGCUUUCACUGGAGUACAUCGACCAAACGUCCUAUCCCAAGACUACGCAGCACGGUCUUCGGAAAGCGGACCUGCCCAGCAAUAUGGGAAUCCGCCAAUGCAAUGCUCGGAAAUUUGGAUUGAGUACUGCUGGCCGGAGAAAUGCUUUAGGUACAAUUUUAGAUAAGCGAGAAGAUCCUUGGUUGUCCGGCACAAUGUAUGCCUUUUCGCUCAUGUUGUUUGGCAACUCGCACACUGCGGUGAACUUUCGAGUUCCUCUGACUGCUGCCUCCCAUGACGCAGAGUGUGCCCGCGGAUGUCUCGCAGACACUUUACUCCGGAAGCUACAACGCGCCAUGGCGCAGGCAGCUCGCCGUUCCACACGAUACUUCACAGGCUACUUGCAAAAGCCCCAACCAUUGGGUCGGAAAGAGUUACAGAAUGCAGCCAAACAGUUGCAUUUCUUAGAAACCGCUGCCGCAGACGACCCAGCCGCGCAGCAGCGGAAAGUCGCGCAUCGAGUGCUGGGGGACCUUGAAUUUCGUUGCUCCACCCGGCCCAUGACCGAAGAAUUCAUGUUGGCCGGUUUCGCCACCUCCACCGAACCAACCUCUGCAGAGUGCAUUCGUAGUUUUCCCGUCGUCCCCUUUGUAGGAGUCGGUUUUGAGUACUCGAAACGCUCCAGUGCCGCAGUCCACGAAAUUAUCGAAGAAUGGAAAAUUGACUCGGAAAACUACACCGCAUCCCUGAAACCCAUCAACACCGGCGUGCCCAACAUCAAGCCAGAUCACAGCCAGAGCAUCGCUCACGCACAUACCCAGUCGCCUCCAGAGCAGUUUUUGACGUGGACGUAUGGCACCUUGACGGCAGAAGCCGCGGAAGCCUGGCUCACCAACUUGCAAAGUUCCGACGGCAACUGCCAACCCACCGGCGAACAACUCAAGUUUUUGCGCGCCGUCAUCCAACGCAGUCUGCAAGAGGCCACCGAAGAGCGCGCGGGCACGGCCGACACCGAGCCCUUGCGAGCCAUUUUCCAUGGCGUACCGGGAGCCGGCAAAAGCCAAACCCUCAAGUGGCUACGCAGCUUUUUCGAGGACAUUUGCCACUGGGAGCAUCAGCACCAAUUCGUCUUCUUAGCUCCACAGAACACUCAGGCCGCGCUCAUCGGCGGUGUCACCCUCCACGCCUUCGCGAACAUCCGUGUUCGAGCCAAAAAGGCCUCCCCGGGCAGCACCCACACCACAGACCAAUUCGUCAAGUAUCAGCGUUUACGUCUGAACCUGAUCCUGACCGGUGACCUUUGGCAGUUCCCCCCGGUGAAAGCCACCGCCAUUUUCCAAAACCCUUUCGUGGAAAAUGGCUCCUGGAACUUCAAAACCCACACGGUCGAGUGCGGCCAGACAACUUGCGCCGACCUGCACUUGCAAGCUGCAGCCCUUCACAAGCAACCGCUUGAAUGCAAGCAGUGUCGAGCCGAACGCCAACGUCGGAUCACGCAAACCUUGCCAGAACUCAAAGCCUUUGGACUCUUCAAAAAUACUCGAGGCACGCUUUGGAGUUGGACGCUACAUGAGGCAGACGCUGAUGCAGCGUCGCAGAACGACGCAGAUAACAUCGUCCUUCAAAAAAUGCCUCUAGCUCUGUACGUCCACGUCCCCGGGCAAACGUGGCAACAACAUACACAACUGCCACCAGGAGUUGCCCGCUUAGAAGCAGUGACGCAAACAUGGUCCCUGGAGACCAACGGUAAGGCCACAGUGUCUCGACGCGGUUUCCCACUCGCGUGCGAUUUCGCAGGGACCGCGCAUUCCUUCAUGGGCUCCACCCUAGAAGCCUGCACGCUUGAUCUCGGCCACUGGGAUUCCACCGCGUCCCGCGAGGCUCAACUGAGCGGCUACAUGACGAAUGGUACCAAGUCUUAUCCGAAGGCAUGUGUCGCCUAUGUCUCCAAUGCAAAGCUAAGCAGAGCGGAACACAACCACCCAGUCGCCCUGAAGCAAUGCAUCCUUGUCCAUAUUGCCCUGAAGCCAGACCGGCCAACAAAACUGGCUAUUGUUCGGAGUGUGUCAAAACAGAACGUUUAG
Messenger RNA from Durusdinium trenchii, 5325 nucleotides. NCBI's taxonomy places the organism in Eukaryota, Dinophyceae, Suessiales, Symbiodiniaceae. The record is from the annotation of a GenBank genome assembly.